Molecule: messenger RNA, 1384 nt
Organism: Porites lobata
Lineage: Eukaryota; Metazoa; Cnidaria; Anthozoa; Scleractinia; Poritidae
Source: the annotation of a GenBank genome assembly
AUGAUGCGUAUUACCAUACAUCAAACUCGAUGGAUGAUCCGAUGCGAUCAUCAUUAUUCACUGGAAGACUCCUUUCUUCGUCGUGAUGACACUGUGAGUUAAAGAAUGGUACGUUGGUUGUAAUAUUAGAAUUUCUCUAAAAUACAGUCAAACCCCGUUAAUACAGACACUGAGGCCAUAGGAUCGAGGGAUCCAUGUCGAGGGUCGAGGGUAGCAGAUUUUUCCCACUUUUUUUUUAAUGAAAAAAAAAAAAAAUAAAAAAAAGAAGAAGAAAGAAAAAGAAGGAAAGAAAUAAAAUCUAAAGUAAAAUAAACGAAGAAUAGAAAAAAUAAUAGGAUUUUAACGAGUCCCACUUUAAAUCUGUUAAGUGUUAGGGGGUGGGGGUGAGUUAAGAUAGUAAAAUAGCACAUAGACAUCCUUCCCAAAACAAACCAAAUACCUUUAGAACUCACAUAAGUCCAUAUUUGAUUAUAAAUAUGCUUAGACUUCUCGUGUUACUGUAUUAUUACCACAAAAACAAAAAAGAUCGACAAAAGCGAAAUAAACUGUUUCACAACAUGGGAGUGUCAUCCAACUGUCUCUGGACAAUAAAAUUUGGCUUCAGUAACACCUAAGUUCAUUUAUCAAAUUUGUCUCCCGACGAAAAACGUUGAUUAGAAAAAAUGUUUUCUGUUUUCUGUUUUGAAAUCUAAUGGCAUUCUGCGAUAUCAAGGAUGUAGAACUGGUCGUCAAAAGAUCCCAGUAAGUAUUUCUUACCGUCCUGAUAAAGCUUACUCAUACAAAAAUUCAAUUUCUCGGUCACUUGUCCAUGUUCCUAUUGUCUCUGUCGAAAACCCGGAUGAGUUUCUUUACUCGAAUUACUCGAAUCCAUGGGUCUACAACAGCAUGCAUGUUGUCACUCUAUGAAUCAGAACAUACCUUGGAUUUAAUUACUACUUAGCCAUGUGAUUCGGUUCUUUCAAGUGUUCCUGUGUCCGACUACUUUCUUUCUGAUGAUUGUUCGUUAUUAUGUAUCCUUACAGUGAGUAAACCGACUCCUCCGACUAAAUCAAUAUCUCACAGGAAAAUCAAAGCUAUUGAUUUACAAGUAUUAUGUUCGAAUUAUGUUAUGAAAUGUCCUCAAUCAUAACUAUGCUAGGACAGUCCUAACACGCUGAACGACCUUGUAAAAUGUUACAUUCUAACUCUGGCUUCUAUCAUUCAUCGUCAAGCCCCAUUACUGACCAAGAAAUUUACAGUCAGACCUCUUGUGACUUGGUUCAAUAAUGACAUUAAGAAACCACGUAGGGAGAGACGGCAAACGGAAAUAAGAUGGCGUCGUACUCGUAGCGCCCCUGAUCUUAAAGGAAAUUUAAAGAAAGGAAGAAUCACACAAAGCAUCUGA